This is a messenger RNA of Cricetulus griseus (Chinese hamster), 1152 nucleotides long. NCBI's taxonomy places the organism in Eukaryota, Metazoa, Chordata, Mammalia, Rodentia, Cricetidae. The record is from RefSeq and is a predicted model, not a curated record.
GUGCAGACAUUCCAUGGAGACCUGCUCCAGCACAUGGAGAAGAACACCAAGCUGGACAUGCAGUUCAUCAAAGAUAGCUGCCAGCACUAUGAAAUUGAGUAUCGGCACCGAGCGGUCAACCUGGAGAAGUGCAUGUCUGAGCUCUGGCGCAUGGAACGCAAGAGGGACAAGAAUGCAAGGGAGAUGAAGGAGAGCGUGAACCGGCUGCACGCACAGAUGCAGGCUUUUGUGUCGGAGAGCAAGCGCGCAGCCGAGCUGGAAGAGAAGCGUCGCUACCGCUUCCUGGCUGAGAAGCACCUGCUGCUCUCUAACACCUUCCUGCAGUUCUUGGGCCGGCCACCUUACAGGAGUGGCUGGUUCCCUGAGGCCUAUGUGAAACCUUUGGAGGAGAUGCCAGUGAACCCCAUGAACCCCGUGACUCCCAUGAACUCUAUGGCCUCCAUGAGCCCAAUGAAUGAACUGCCUUCCAGGUCCUACCCCCUCCGGGGCAGCCACAGCCUUGAUGACCUCUUGGACAGGCCAGGCAACCCUGCAGCCUCAUCAGACUACUGGGAUAGCCAGUCUCGCUCCCGGAACCCCAGCGGUGUCCCCAGCCGUGCCCCCAGCCCCGUACCCACACCCUUGCCCAGCAGCAGGCGAAGCAGUGUGGGCAGCAUGGGGGCAGCCACCGAUGUCAAGAAACUUAUGUCCUGGGAACAGCAACCCCCAGAGCUCUUUCCACGGGGUACAAAUCCCUUUGCCACUGUGAAGCUGCGUCCCACUGUCACCAAUGACCGCUCAGCACCCCUCAUCCGCUGAGGCGACGUCCUGCACCGGGGCCUGAGGUGGCCCAGCACACUUGCCCAAGGCUCUUCCAGCAAACAGCAGCAGCCGUGGAUCCAAGAUGCCAGGGGACCAUCCUUACCCCUCUGCCUGAAGCCCAGGAGCUCCCUGAGGGCUGGGCCUGCAACACAGAGCAGGGAGAAGGGGAUGGGGUCACAGAGCAGCUUGUUGCUCUCAGGGACCCCAAGACUCCCCAGGAUCCAGCCUCUUGCCUCCCAGCUUCUUCCCGCCUGUGCCCCAAAGGCAAAUGCCUCCUCCUCCACCCCUGUCCCAUAUAUGUCCCUGUUUAGCUUUUGUAAAUGGUAAAAAAUAAAGAAAGUGGGCACAGUG